Molecule: messenger RNA, 2257 nt
Organism: Cynara cardunculus var. scolymus (artichoke)
Lineage: Eukaryota; Viridiplantae; Streptophyta; Magnoliopsida; Asterales; Asteraceae
Product: kinase-interacting protein 1-like
Exons: 3
Coding region: 1-2190 (729 amino acids)
Molecular function (GO): actin binding
Source: RefSeq, a predicted model, not a curated record
AUGAUAGAAAAAGCUGCUGGCAACGGGUAUUCGUGGUGGUGGGCUAGUCACAUUCGAACCAAACAGUCCAAAUGGCUCGAACAAAGCCUUCAAGAUAUGGAAGAGAAGGUGGAACAUGUACUGAACUUGAUUCAAAAAGAUGGCGAUUCGUUUGCCAGAAGGGCGGAAAUGUACUACAGACAUAGGCCGGAGCUAAUAAGCUUUGUCGAAGAAACUGUCCGUGCUUAUCGAGCUUUAGCCGAACGGUAUGAUAAGUUGUCAACCGAAUUGCAAAAGGCCAACACGACCAUUGCUGCGAUUUGUCCGGAAAAAGUCAUGUAUGACGACUACGACGAUGACUAUGCCGAUAGUCCCUCUAAAAUGCCCAAAAACACCUCUCAAAACACAACCAAGAUGCCCAAAAACUCGAAAAUGCCACGUAAAACCGUAAAGGGUCUCCUCAAAAACGCGUCAAAAUCGAUCCAAGGAACAAAGACGACUAAGACCGAUCGUUCAGAUGAUGUCUUGAGAUCUGGUUUGACAAAAGAUGAGGCACUUGAAGAGAUCAAUAAGCUUCAAAAGGAGAUAGUUGGGAUGCAAACCAUGAAGGAGUUCAUGAAGGGUUCUUAUGAAAGUAGUCUGGCUCAGUACUGGGAUACCGAAAGCAAGAUAACAGAACAUCAACAAAAGGUUUGCAGUCUACAAGAUGAGUUUCAAGUAAGCAGGAUCAUCGAGGAAGAUGAUGCUCGGACUUUAAUGGUGGAAGGUGCCUUGAAGUCAUGUGAAGAGACCUUAGAUAACUUACAGAAGACACAAGAGAAGUCGAGCCAGGAAGCUAAACAAAAACUCAAAUCCCUCAAAAACAAUGAAGAAAAGGAUGCCGAUGAGAAGUCAAAGUCAAAUGUCCCGAAUCAAGAUGACCAAAACGAGACUAAAGAAUGCUUUGAGAGUCUAUCAAAGAAUCCUCAAACAGAUGAAGAAAUGGCAGACACGAUCGAAAAGCUCGUGAACAAAGUAAUAAGCUUAGAGAGUUCGGUUUCAUCCCAGACUGCUCUUAUCAACAUGUUAAGAGCAGAAGCCGAUGAUCUACAGACACAGAUUCGAAAGUCGGAAGACAAUAAGGCUGCCUUGAUCGAUGAAGAUAAGAAGGUUAUUGAGGUUAAAGACUGUGUUCUUGAAUCUGAAGAUGACAUCAACUUACGAGAGAUGUUGAGUGGCUUUGAAGAAAAAGAAAAGAUUCUGCUUGAAGAGUAUAUUACCAUCUUAAGAAACUACAAGGAUACCAAGAAGAAACUGGCUGAAGAAGAGGAAAGAAACCAAGGAGCACUUUCUCCAGUAACGGGCCACGCCAGGAAAUUGAACUCCGAAAUUGUCAAGAGGGAUAACGAGAUUCGAUUGCUAAAACAGAAGCUGAAACUUCUCCAAGAAACUUUUGGUAAAGAUAAAGUAGACAUACCUUCAGAAGAGAAAGAGGGUGUUACCUCUCUUGAUGAACCUCAACCUGUUUCUGCAAUUCAAGAAAAGCUAAGAACAGAUAUUGAUGCCAUUCUUGAUGAGAAUCUUGAUUUCUGGUUCAAAUUUGGCGCUAUGUUCUAUCAGGUACAUAAAUUCACGAAACAGGUUCAAGAUCUGCAGGAAAUGGCUAAAAAGGUCAAGGCCAAUGGACUAAUGAAUAAAUCAAGCACAUCUAUGUUUACCACGGAUCUAAUAUCAAAUAUCAGGCCAAUAUAUAAGCACCUUAAGGAGAUAAAUAAUGAACUUACAUCAUGGUUAGAACGAAGCACAUUACUGAAAGAUGAAUUACAGAUGAGAUGCUUGUCUUUAUCCAACAUCCAAGAAGAAAUAACAAGGGCUUUGAGGGAAAGUCUGAAAGAGGAAGAAAUCAAGUUCGGUUCCCUGGUGGCUGCAAAGUUCCAAGGUGAAAUAUUGAACAUAAAACAAGAAAACAAUAAAGUUAAGGAUGAACUUCAAGCAGGUUUAGAUCAUGCCACCGCCCUUAAACACGAAAUACAGAUGACUCUAGCAAGGUUAGAGCAGGAGUUUGGCCUUGCUGACAUUCCGAAUCAACCACAUCAAAAGUCAACCCGGCGGUCAAGAAUACCCUUGAGGUCGUUCCUUUUUGGGGGUAAAUCAAAGAAGCCAAAGCUCUCCCUUUUUGCCUGCUUCGGCCAUCAUAAGAAAUCCAGUGUAUAUAAAGGUGGCCGUAUGUAAAUCUUUUUACGGGUUAUCAACCACAAUUGGGGAGUUCACCAAGCUGGUGUGGUAUACCCUUGAGGCC